This is a messenger RNA of Drosophila miranda, 2028 nucleotides long. RefSeq names its product ethanolaminephosphotransferase 1. The transcript has 9 exons. Gene Ontology annotation, molecular function: ethanolaminephosphotransferase activity. Gene Ontology annotation, cellular component: endoplasmic reticulum membrane; Golgi apparatus. The coding region runs from base 613 to 1878 and encodes 421 amino acids. NCBI's taxonomy places the organism in Eukaryota, Metazoa, Arthropoda, Insecta, Diptera, Drosophilidae. The record is from RefSeq and is a predicted model, not a curated record. Gene Ontology annotation, biological process: phosphatidylethanolamine biosynthetic process.
UGAUAAUACGACCGAGUGCGGCGUCCGGCCAGUCAGCAGUCACUAGCACCAGUUGUCGCCGUUGUCCGCGUCCACAGAGGCAGAGGGGCGACCAUAUAUUCCACAAUCCAAUGCCUACGUCCACCUCCACCUCGCCUUCUUCGCUUCUUUACUCGAUUUAAGUCUUACAGUUAUUCUUGUUCGCUCUUUAAUAACGGUUGUUUGCGUGUUGCGUGUGCGAAAGGGAGGAAGCGAUUAUUUAAUUUAAGUACUGGCCGUACCGCGUGUGAGAACGAACAGCCGCCGUGUAUGUGGGUGUAUGUGUGUGGAACCGCAUCGAAAUUCCAGAUAUACAUUAUACAAUAAGCCUCAGUGAAGUGAAGUUUUCAGUUGUUUAUGGGCACCAUAACCAAUACCAGAAACAAAGGUCAACUCAAGCCCGAUAUCCGAUAGCCGGAGUGGAGCGAUUGCCUGGACUCUCACUCUCUCUAACCGAUUUCCCCGAUCCAGGUUCAACGGUGCAUUCGCUCUCGCAUUAUCUCUUCUAAAGUUCUUCCCGCUCUCUCUCUCGCGCUGUCGCCUCUCUUUGGAUCUGUUAUCAGUAGUGCAGUAGCAACAGAAACUACAUAGAAAAUGGGUUGCACCGGCGGCUAUUUGUCGGAGGCUCAUUUGCGGGGCUUCGAGCGUUACAAGUACAACUGCAUAGACACUGGUUUCGUCAGUGUCUAUAUAAUGCACCCAUUCUGGAACUAUUGUGUAAAGUUCUUGCCCAGAUGGCUGGCCCCCAAUCUGCUCACAUUUGUGGGCUUCCUCAUGACCGUAGUGAACUUUAUACUGAUCUCCUACUACGACUGGGACUUCAAGGCCGCCAACGACAAGGAGAUCGGCAAUACAGUGCCCGCCUGGGUGUGGACUGUGGCGGCCAUAAACAUAUUGAUCUACUACAAUUUGGAUGGCAUGGAUGGCAAGCAGGCGCGUCGCACUGGCACUAGUGGACCGCUGGGAGAGCUGUUCGAUCACGGGCUGGACUCCUAUUCCGCAGCACUGAUACCCAUAUAUAUCUUCUCCCUGUUCGGCACCCAAGACCUGCCGCCUAUUCGAAUGUUCUUCGUGAUAUGGAACGUUUUCCUUAAUUUCUACCUAACUCAUGUGGAAAAGUACAAUACGGGUGUGAUGUUUCUGCCAUGGGGCUAUGACUUCACCAUGUGGGGCGUGAGUGGAAUUCUCUUUCUGGCCACUGUUUUGGGACCGGGAAUCUAUCGUUUCAGCAUGUACGGCAUUACGAUUGCCAAUGUGUUUGAGUUUACGCUGAUUGGAUCUGGCAUGGUUUCAAGUCAUCCUAUUAUAGCCAGAAACAUCUACCUUUCCUACAAGAAUAAGACGGGUAAGAUGCGUCCCAUGUGGGAGAUGCUGCGUCCCUUCUUUGCCUUCGUCUGGCUGUUUGUGAUCACCGUGAUCUGGUCGUUCUUCUCGCGGAACGAUGUGAUCAACCUAGAGCCGCGCAUUCUAUGGAUACUCUAUGGCACCAUAUUCUCCAACAUAGCCUGCCGUUUGAUUGUGGCCCAAAUGUCGGAUACCCGUUGCGAUGGCUUCAAUGUGCUCAUGUGGCCCCUGGCGGCCACUGUGGGGGUCUGCUGUUUCCCCUACUACGAGCAGGUCUUCGGAAUGGAUCUCACAGCGGACGGAGAGCGUUGGAUAGUCCAGGGCCUGACCAUAUUCUCUACCUUAGCGCACUGGCACUACGGCUAUAGUGUGGUCUCUGAAAUGUGCAAUCACUUCCAUAUCAGAUGCUUCAAAAUCAAAAAACAACCGACUGUCGUCGCGGAACAGGAACUGCAGGAGGAGUCCAAAGCCAUAGAGCCCACGGAAACGGAAAACGUAAACAUUGAAGAAGUCUAAGCACCAGCAGCAGUCGAUUCUACUCUUUCGCUUUUGUGUGUUGUGUUUAAAUUCGUUUGCUAGUGUUCAAUUAUUAAGCAAAGUUCAAAGUGUCUGUAGGUUAAGUAUGAAAUGGCAAUGAAAAAUACAAUUGUUAGUCGAAAAGAGAGA